AUGAUUUUGUCGAAUAAGAGAAAAUAAGAGCUUUUUCGACUAGAUUCCAUGCUUGAUAAGCUUAAUGAAUUCAUUCAAAAUUAGAGUUUAUAAUUAGAAAAUAUAUAAAGGAUAAAAACCAUUGAAUCUAUUGAUUAAUAGAAAUAAUUCUAAUUUAAGAUUAAACCUCUUGAAAUUACAAUUUUAUAUGAAAAGCUGAAUAGUUUAUUAUUGAAAAAGAAGUCUUCAAUCUUUAUUCAUUUUUUAAUAGUAACAAAAAAUCAAACAGCUUCUAAAGUAAAAUAUAAUAUGCAAGAAUCAAUAACUAUUAAAUGUUUUACACCAAGAGAUAUGAAUUAAAAAUCUUUAAAUUGUAUAAAUAGUGGAUGUAAUAAAUAACAAAUUAGUAGUAAUUUGAGUUUGUCAUAAUAGAGCUAUAAUAAAGAAAAUAUUGGCUCAACUCGUUCAGCUCAUUAGAAUAGUUAAUUAAGAUCUAACUGUAUUUAUUAUUAAAUUGAUACAAUUAAAGAAAAUAAUAAAGAAAAAAAGAAAGACUUUUUAUUAUCACCUAGUGAUACUCCAUUACUUAAUUAGAAAACUACAAAAUAUAAUUUCUUAAAAAAUAAGAUUUAUACUCCUAGUUAUAAUAAAUAAUUGAAAUCUAGUUAUAAAUCUUAUCAAACUUAAAGCAGAGAAAGAGUGUUUAGUAAAAACUUUAGAAAAGGUCUUCUUUAAUUUGAUGAUAACAAUCUAAAUAAUUAUUAAAUAACAUAAACUAUUAUUUCUAAUUAAUAAAAUUGUAAAUAAUUUAAUAAAUAUUAAUAGAAAUUUCAUACUUCUCUAUAGAGACAAGCACACCUGAAGAAGAGGAUUAAUAGGAUCAAUUAUUUACAAAUCCUUCUGAAUGGAAUCAAUAUUUAAUAUCAAGAGAUAACAAAUUUGUUUCAUCUAGAUAAUAAACUUGUGUCAAUACUCAAACUUAAUAGUUAUAAAGAGAAACUAUGAAUAUUCUAAAAUCAUGCCUUUUUGGAUUUUUCUUAGGAUUGUUUUUGGGAUUAGUGCUAUUAAAAAAUUUAUACAUAUUUAUGUGA
Molecule: messenger RNA, 1070 nt
Organism: Paramecium pentaurelia
Lineage: Eukaryota; Ciliophora; Oligohymenophorea; Peniculida; Parameciidae
Source: the annotation of a GenBank genome assembly